Messenger RNA from Branchiostoma floridae (Florida lancelet), 1667 nucleotides. RefSeq names its product phenylalanine--tRNA ligase, mitochondrial-like. The transcript has 5 exons. Gene Ontology annotation, cellular component: cytoplasm; mitochondrion. NCBI's taxonomy places the organism in Eukaryota, Metazoa, Chordata, Leptocardii, Amphioxiformes, Branchiostomatidae. Gene Ontology annotation, molecular function: phenylalanine-tRNA ligase activity; tRNA binding; ATP binding. The record is from RefSeq and is a predicted model, not a curated record. Bases 21 to 1361 code for a protein of 446 amino acids. Gene Ontology annotation, biological process: phenylalanyl-tRNA aminoacylation.
UACUGUCAACCAAAUCCAACAUGGCGGCAUAUCAGACGACUUUUUAUUUCACACGCCGAAUCAUGCAUCUAGGAUGUAGACAAGCGCCUUGCUCUGUCAGGCUGUCUAGAACAAACUUCAGCUCUCAAGCUACGAGUCCAAAUAAACUAGACAACGAUGCUGUGCAAGUCUUAGGAAACAGAUAUGAGAGAGAUGAGUGGACCAAUGUUACUCCACAAAUCUUGUCCAAAGUUGGUAGGAACCUUCACAACCAACAAUAUCACCCACUCAACCUUAUCAAACAAAGGAUACACAAUCACAUCUAUGCCAGGUACACUCAUCGCGGUAACCCGCUAUUCUCUGUCUACGACUAUCUCAGUCCUGCGACCACCACGGAGCAGAGCUUCGAUAGCGUGUUGAUUCCGAAGGAUCACGUGACACGAAGGAAGCAGGAUAACUACUACAUCAACAGUGACCAACUGUUGAGACCGCACACAUCCUCACAUCAGCGGGACUUGGUGAAGUCUGGGCUAGACGCGUUCUUGGUGACCGGAGACGUCUACCGAAGAGACGACAUCGAUAGAAGCCACUACCCAGUGUUUCAUCAGAUGGAAGGGGUUAGACUCUUUACUAAACAUACGCUGUUUGAGGGAGUGAAAGGAGGCCACAUGCUGGAGCUGUUUGAGGAAGGUCGGAGGGUUCCGGAGAAACAGGAGAAUCACACACUGGAGGCUGCCAAACUGGUGGAGCAUGAUCUCAAACAGACUCUGGUUGCUCUCGUAAAAAGCCUUUUUGGAGAAGACUUGCAAACUAGAUGGGUGGACUGCUACUUUCCCUUCACCCACCCAUCAUUUGAACUGGAGAUUUGGUAUGGUGGGGAAUGGCUGGAGGUGCUGGGCUGUGGAGUCAUGGAACAAGAAUUACUGAGGAGAGCUGGUGCUUCAGACAAGGUUGGCUGGGCCUUUGGGCUGGGACUGGAGAGGCUGGCCAUGAUCCUGUACGGGAUUCCUGAUAUCCGCCUCUUCUGGAGCGACGACCACGGCUUCCUCUCACAGUUCAGGGUCAACGAUGUCAACCAGCCUGUUAAGUUUCAGCCUUUCCAAAAGUAUGAGCCAAUUGUACGGGACAUAUCUUUCUGGAUUCCGCCCGGGUUUGAACGUGCAGACUUCUUGGACCUUGUCCGCACUGUGGGAGCAGAUGUCAUAGAAGAAGUUUCUCUGUAUGAUGAGUUCGUUCACCCCAAAACAAAGAAGACAAGCAAUUCAUACAGGAUCAAAUACUUCCAGCUGGAAAGGCUGCUCACAAACGAGGAGGUCAGCAAUAUACAUAAGAAAAUCCAGGAUGCUGCAGUACAACAGCUUGGUGUUGAGGGGCGCUUUUAACACAAUGUCAUGGCUACACAAUGCUUUGAUGGAAAGUAAUUGGAGGUCGUAGGAGUACAAACAAAAAUGUUUUGUUUUAAGAAGGAUAUUCAUUCAAGGUAUAGUUUGUUGGGUAUUUCAAACUUGAAAGAAUUUAACCACAGAUAGCUGACCAAAUCAUCCAUUGCUGCAGUUUGAUUUUCUGCUUUAAAUAGGAGCUGCUGAAUACAAUGCAGGGUGCAAUAGCUGUAAUGACACUUGACAGAUCUGUAAGAUGUAAACAAAUGUUGCCAUUUUUUAAUAUCUUUGAUAUGGUUCAAGAUUUCA